Sabethes cyaneus is the source of this 2202-nucleotide messenger RNA. RefSeq names its product zinc finger protein 431-like. Gene Ontology annotation, biological process: regulation of transcription by RNA polymerase II. Bases 148 to 2109 code for a protein of 653 amino acids. The record is from RefSeq and is a predicted model, not a curated record. Gene Ontology annotation, cellular component: nucleus. Gene Ontology annotation, molecular function: DNA-binding transcription activator activity, RNA polymerase II-specific; zinc ion binding; RNA polymerase II cis-regulatory region sequence-specific DNA binding. Lineage: Eukaryota; Metazoa; Arthropoda; Insecta; Diptera; Culicidae. The transcript is spliced from 4 exons.
AUACUUUGCAAUUGCAUUAACAUUUUAUUAUUACUCAUAAACCAAAAUAUCAUAAAUCUCCACCGGUACAUGUACGCAAACCCGUAUAGAAGUACUUAACGUCGAAAUUUGCUACUACUUUUUCACGUUAGUUUGAAAUAAAUUAUCAUGCCUUGCAUUGUCCCGACAUGCCUUCGCACGGACGAGAAAAUGAUUUCGUUUCCUGAUGAUCGAACGCUUGCGGCUCGAUGGUUUACAGCGAUCGAAGUUGGUUGCGGGCACUCGAUGCAGCUCGCCGAACCAGUUUCGAAUCCGGAAGUGUGCAGUUCACAUUUCAUACCUACGGGUUCGGACAUAUUCAUCUAUGAAGAACCGUCUAGAUUCUUACACCGUGAUGAAACAUGUACGCAGAUCAGCAGUUGCAGGGCUUGCUUGGCGUUCCAUCCGAGUGAAGAUAUGGUUUCGUUAGAAGAUAGUAUAGGCGAGAAAAGUAUUGCAUAUCUGCUUGAAAUGUUGGACGUCAGCGUUUACGAAAACAAUUUUCUGAAAUUGAUUUGCUUAUCGUGCAUUGCUCAAAUAGAAAUAUUUACAGCUCUUCGCACAAAAUUUACGCAAUCAGAGCUAGCAUACAAGGAAUUACUACAGAAAAGUCGAAAUGUAGUGCAGUAUUUUGACAUCAAAGUAGAGGUUGAUUCGGAACAGGUUGCUAUGGUAGAGGAAGAAACAUUGAUGCAAACUUCUAUGAAGGCUGAGUUCGAUGUGAAUCAGGACAGCUAUGAUGAUGAGUACAAACCGGUACCGAGCCGUAAUCGUUCGAGCCGGACAGAAAAACGACGUAGAGGUCCGAAGAAGAGAAAUUCUUGCAAACUCACAUCCAAUGAAAAUGAAAAACAGGAUGAACAAAUCAGUUUAAAGAAAAAAAUGGAACGAAAAUGUUAUAUUUGUAAUACGGUUCUUCCAGAUGCCAAUCAGCUGCUGGUGCAUCUGACUAAAACUCACCCUUCCAAAACAGGCUAUAAAUGUGAUGAAUGUUCUCUUGAAAUCCCUUUGCUAUAUGCAUAUAAUCGUCAUCUCAGCCGGCACGACAAGUCGGAACGGCCACUUAAAUGCACCAUGUGUCCUAUGCGCUUUGUGUCCCAUUUUCAGCUAAAACUACAUGAAAAUAAACUGCAUGGUGCGAAACACGAUGUCAAACGAGGUGUAAGUAAAGCACGAGUAAUGGUGUGCGAUCAGUGUGGCAAAGUUAGUGAUAACCGCAGUAUAAAGGAACACAUCCGACAAGUACACCAAAAAGAAAGUCAACCGACAUGCAAUAUAUGCGAGAAAACGUUUACGACAAAACCAAGUCUAGAACGACACAUGCUUUUGCAUACAAAUGCCAAACCCUACAGCUGCGAACAGUGUGACGCUACCUUUCGACGUUUGCUUGAUUACCGUCACCACAAAAGCAAAGUACACGAUGGCGUUAAUCCACACGUUUGUUCCGAAUGCAAUCAAGAAUUUAAAAGCUACCAGCAGCUGUAUGGCCACAAGCAAAGAGUUCAUCGAAACAAGAUACCCGCAUACCAGUACUAUCAGCAGUAUGAAACAUGCAAACUCUGUCGAUUGCGAUUUGCGAAGAGCGGUGAGUUGGUUGAGCACGUUCAAAAACAACACGCAGAUGAACAAUAUCCGAUGCACCAGUGUCCGCAUUGUCCGAAAACGUUUAUGAUGGCGAUAAGACUGGCGACCCACAAGCUUAUCCAUUCCGAUAAGUACGUCUGCAAGGAGUGUGGCGCUCGCCAGGUCAGCGCAAAGAAACUUCAAUAUCACAUGGAUGUCAAACACCCGGUUGGUCGCGUAUACACCUGUUCCGGCUGUCCGAGAACGUUUACCAGCUUACAUCAGCUCACCCUGCACAGUACUAUCCACACUAGAGGGAAGCAGUUCCAGUGCGAUUUCUGCACGAAAUCGUUUCUGCGAAAGUGUCAGCUGGUGAUACACAUACGAACGCACACGGGGGAGAAACCAUUUCAGUGCGAAGGAUGUUCGAAGCGAUUCAGUGAUGAUGGAACUUUUUGCAAACACAAAAAACGCUGCCAGGCGUUGCUCGCUAGGACACUUGCGAAGUCGGAGUAUGAGGAGAAUUAGUAUGGGGGUCAAGAUUAGUUCGAACGUUAUAGAAAAUUGCGUUAAUUAAUUUGCCUGUGUCCUCAUGGAAAAAUUGAUAUUAUAAGAGUGUAA